Messenger RNA from Postia placenta MAD-698-R-SB12, 1785 nucleotides. RefSeq lists its product as hypothetical. The transcript is spliced from 4 exons. The record is from RefSeq and is a predicted model, not a curated record. Bases 1 to 1785 code for a protein of 594 amino acids. NCBI's taxonomy places the organism in Eukaryota, Fungi, Basidiomycota, Agaricomycetes, Polyporales, Adustoporiaceae.
AUGCAUCAAGUGGUCUCGGUGGCGGAGAUCUUCCUAGCGAUCUGUCAGUACGUCCACGACGACGACGAUUACCCAUCCCUCGCUGUGUUGGCACGGUCGUGCAGAACAUUUUACCCCAUCGCAGUUGAAGUGCUCUGGCGGUGCUUGGAAAACAUGAUCCCCAUAUUCCGCCUACUGCCGGCCGAUGCGUGGAGGUUCAAAGAACAUAGUUUACCGUUCCCGUCGAACGGAACCAUCAGAGUCUAUGAUUUACAACGACGCCUCAAUGCUAGCGACUUCACCGCAAUCAUGCAAUAUGCCCCGCUGGUGAAGCAGAUCGGAUUCCGUCGAGGCAGCAGACAGUAUUCUCAAUGGCUGCGAUACGAGACCGAUAUGAUCCCGUCGCGCGCACUGAACGCCCUGGUCAAGUCACUUCCAGCCCCUACAUUGUUCCCCUCCAUCCACACCCUGGACUGGUCAUUCCGAUCCUUGCACAUAUGUCGCCAAGAUUAUGACGACGAGCGUGCUGAAACUACGUGGGACAAUGCCUGCCUAUGCAUUGGCCCACAGCUGAGAAAGGUUGUCGUAGACGCAAUGCUUUACGAUGACGAAGACGAAGUCUCAGAACAGUCUCUAACGAAUUUCCUGACAAGGAUUGGGAACAACUGUCCUCAGCUCACUGAGAUAGACAUCAAGGUCUCCCCCGAUAUAUCCGACCUCGUUUUCCCUGUUACAGAGUGGGUUUCCUCACUGAAAAAUCGCUUGGCGAGGCUCAGAAGACUAUGCUGCAACGAGAUCCCUUUGACUGAAAGCGCACUAUGCCAUCUCGGUGGCUCCACCACGCUCACUGAGUUGAAUUUCGCUCUGACUGCCUCCGCUGCCGAGUACUGGAUAGGAGCAGCUUUGCAGUCCAGCAUUCAGGCUAAUUUUCCCGUGCUCCGCCAGCUGCACAUCUUCACCGAAGAUUCCACCGCGCUUCUCAGGUUCAUGGAGCACACAGGGUUUCCCCAAGCAGAGACCAUCUCUGUCUACUCACUUGAAUCCAGCGAUGGCUCCGGAAUUACUACCCUAUUCAAUUCCGUUCAACUGCGGCUCUCUCCAUUGAAAGUGACGGACCUCGACAUAGAGCUAGGGGACUCUUCAGAAGUCAGUCAGGAUCAGGAAGACAUUCUUGCCCGUGAAUGUAUUGUCCGCCCACAUCAUCUCCACACAUUGCUCGCAUUCCGUCAACUGAGACGGCUACAUCUAUGUGGAAACUGGUCGGUAGACUAUGACGACGCGCUUAUGGAGCAAUUGGCGGUCGCAUGGCCACAAAUUGAAGAUUUGGGUCUCACCUCAAGAUCAUAUCCUUGGGGGGCCGACGAGGUACAGACAUCGUGGCGAUCUCUCCAGUCCUUCGCCACCCAUUGCCCACGUCUAGAGAAAUUGGAGAUUCCAUUCAUGGCGAGCGGUUACACAGGUCCUCCCGCGACAACGAACUCUCCGGCGCAGCCCCAGCUCCCCAAGAUUGACAGACUCAAAGUUUCGUGGAUAAUCAUUGACGGUCCCGUGUCCGAGGCUGCCGCGUUCUUGGAAGAGAUCCUUCCCAACCUCAAAAUGUUCGAUUUGGGUGAAUACAACGACGCUGAGCAAAAAAGGCGAUGGUACAAUGUCAGGAAGCAAUACUACCCGAUGUUCAAGGACUAUGCUUUUCCCAAGUUUGUCGCCCUGCUUUAUAUAGGCGGCAUGGAGCAUAACGGCGCUCGGCACCUUGGGGUGAAGUGCACUGAUUCCUCAGAGGUUGUUCGCGGCAGCCAUAUGAAGUAA